CUCUCUGUCAGAAUCUCCUUUCAAAAGGUCCCAAAAAAAAGCAUUAUAUAACUUUAAUUGGUGCGGUUUUCACUGGGAAUUCCUCUUCAAGCGGAAUCAUCAGGGAAACAUGGCUCAUUUUGGAAAAGAUGAGGUGCCAACGCUGUCAGAAAUACGGUCCGAUGAACUUGUGGAUUCUAAUCCCCGAAGGCUUGUAUCCAGGACACCAAGAGCAUCAAUUUCUAUUCCUAUGGUCUCCGUGGAGCCCAAUGAGAGAGAAAAUAGUCUUGCGGGACCCACUGGUCCACUUCAUAGGGUAUCUUCAACCAGAGACAAUCUUGUUCGGUUCAAGAACAUGUUUAUGAUGCUCCAGAAUCCUCAUUAUGCCUAUGACCAAGGUUUUGGGAUAAAUCUUUUUUCUCUCUGCUCUUCCUAUGUGGACCCUCACGCUGAAAGCAUACAACAAUGGAACAAGUUUUUGGCGAUAUCUUGCUUGAUGGCAAUUUUUGUGGAUCCAUUGUUUUUCUUCUUAAUCUAUGUGCAGAAGGAUCAUAAAUGUAUUGUUAUCAACUGGACAUUGACAAAAAUACUUGUUUCACUUAGAAGCAUAAAUGACUUUAUUUAUUUCUUGAACAUUCUUCUCCAGUUUAGGUUGGCUUAUGUUUCUCCAGGGUCAAGGGUGGUUGGUACUCGAAUUUUAGUUAUCAAUCGUAAGGAAAUUGCUCUUCAUUAUCUGAACGGUUAUUUUCGUUUGGACUUUUUUGUUGUGUUACCUCUUCCUCAGAUAAUGAUACUGUGUGUCCUACCAAAUUCCUUGGGGUCAUCAGGAGCAAAUCAUGCGAAGAAUCUUCUGCGCGCAUCGAUCCUUGUACAGUAUAUGCUCAGAUUAUUCAGGUUUCUGCCUCUACUAAUUGGCCAGUCUCCAACUGGAUUAACAUUUGAGUCAGCAUGGGCAAAUUUCAUCAUGAAUCUUCUCAUUUUUAUGCUGUCUGGUCAUGUUGUUGGUUCUUGUUGGUACCUCUUUGGUCUACAGAGGGUUAAUCAAUGUUUGCGAGAUGCCUGCCUUAAGUCUAAUAUUGAUGGAUGCAUGACAUUCAUUGAUUGUGGCCGUGCGUCUCCCCAGAAAUCAGCUCUGUGGAUCAACAACACAGAUGCCACUGCUUGUUUGGAUUCCAGCUCCGGUGCUUUUCCUUAUGGGAUCUAUGCCAGUGCUGUAGAACUUACUAUAGAAACUAAGGUGGUCAACAAAUAUGUUUAUGCGCUUUUUUGGGGCUUCCAGCAAAUCAGUACUCUGGCUGGUAAUCUAACCCCGAGCAAAUUUGUGUGGGAAGUCCUUUUUACAAUGGCCAUCAUAGGAUCGGGACUUUUACUGUUUGCGCUUCUCAUUGGAAACAUACAGAACUUUCUUCAGGCUCUUGGACGGAGGAGGCUAGAAAUGCAACUUAGACGCCGUGAUGUUGAGCAAUGGAUGAGCCAUUGUCGCUUCCCAGAAGAUCUAAAAAAGAGUGUAAGACAGGCUGAACGGUAUAGUUGGGCUGCAACAAGGGGGGUGAAUGAGGAAAUGCUUUUUGAGAAUUUGCCAGAAUAUCUCCGGGCAGAGAUAAGAUGUCAUCUCUUCAGAUUUCUUAAGAAAGUUCGAAUUUUUGUUCGAAUUUUUGCCCUGAUGGAUGUGCCAAUCUUAGAUGCCAUCUGUGAGAGACUAAAACAAAAGACAUACGUCGAAGAAAGUAGUAUUUUGACACGGGGUGGUCUUGUUGACAAGAUUGUCUUUGUUAUGCGUGGAAAAUUGGAGAGUAUUGGAGAAAAUGGAAAGGUGGUUCGCUUAUCAGAAGGGGAUGCUUGUGGUGAAGAACUUCUGACAUGGUAUCUUGAACAUUCUUCUGUAAGCACAGAUGGUAAAAAAGUAAGGCUUCCAGGACAAAGGUUGCAUAGCAACAGGACAGUAAAGUGCUUAACAAAUGUAGAGGCACUUUCACUCCGUGCUGCAGACCUUGAAGAACUCGCAACCCUUUUCCCGAGAUUCUUUCGGAACCCUCAAGCUCUAGCACCCCUCCUGAGAUUUUUCUCAGCAAUCCGAAUUCAGAGUGCUUGGAGAGACUGGAAGAAGCGUCCAAGUCCUGCACUUAUUGGAUAACUCAGAGGGCUACGAAUAAUAUGAAGACAUGAAAGCCCAGUUCGGACAAGAAGAUGAUCAAAAUUAGAGCCCAAGUCAGACAUUAAUUGUUGGAGUUUUAUUUUAUUAUUUGGACCUGUAAAUGUAAUUAAGAACCCAAUUCCCACGAGCCCUAAGGCCAUUGUUUCAAUUUUAUUUAUGUUUUAUUUUUAUUACUAUGGGCCGAAAUUAGUGGAGCCCUAACCCAGUUUGGAUAUGGGUUAUAAGGGCGAAAUUAGAAAACUUUUCAGUAGUUUUCGUUUGAGAGU
Gastrolobium bilobum is the source of this 2400-nucleotide messenger RNA. Its product is annotated as probable cyclic nucleotide-gated ion channel 20, chloroplastic. Gene Ontology annotation, biological process: monoatomic ion transport; transmembrane transport. The transcript has 15 exons. Gene Ontology annotation, cellular component: membrane. Bases 110 to 2113 code for a protein of 667 amino acids. Lineage: Eukaryota; Viridiplantae; Streptophyta; Magnoliopsida; Fabales; Fabaceae. The record is from RefSeq and is a predicted model, not a curated record. Gene Ontology annotation, molecular function: monoatomic ion channel activity.